AUGAAGGUAGAGAACAUGUCGCUGCAUCCUCUGGGCACAGCAUCUGCCCCUGUGCCAGAGCUGCUGUGUAUCUUCGGGACGGGUGACCUCGGGCGCUCUCUGGGCCUGCGUCUGCUCCAGUCUGGCUACAGGGUGGUGUACGGCAGCCGCAGACCUAACAGCUGUGGCCCCUUGCCUGAGGGAGCUCAGGUGACGAGCCACGAAGCAGCAGCCCAGUUAGCCGAUCUGGUCUUCAUUUGUGUUCACAGAGAACACUACGGAUUCCUGGAGACCCUCGCGCCGCAUCUUCAAGGAAAGGUGUUGGUGGACCUCAGUAACAACCUGAAGAAAGGCAUAUACCCAGAAGCCAAUGCUGCCUACCUGCAGAGACUGGUCCCUGGAGCCGCUGUGGUGAAAGGCCUUAACACGCUGUCUGCCUGGGCCCUGCAGAAUGGACUUCUGGCAGGAAAACAGGUGUACCUCUGUGGGAACAGCGCAGAAGCAAAGCAGACAGUGGCGGAGAUGGCGACCAAGCUGGGCCUCACUGUUCUGGAUAGAGGGUCCCUGUCGGCAGCCAGAGAGCUGGAGGACUUUCCCCUUCAGCUGUUCCCUGAGUGGAGGCUGCCGCUGUGUGUGGCCGCUGGCCUCCUCGCCUUCUUCUACUUCUAUCUGCUCAUUAGAGAUGUCAUCUACGCAUAUGUUGAGCAGGGAAAAGACAUCUCCUUCAGAAUCAUAGUAACCCUGGCCAACAAGGUGUUUCCAAUCGUGUCUCUCAUCAUGCUGUCUCUGUGUUACCUGCCUGGUGUCAUAGCUGCCUUCCUUCAGCUCUACAGAGGGACAAAGUACAGGCGCUUCCCUGACUGGCUGGACCGCUGGAUGCUGUGCAGGAAACAGAUGGGUCUGGUCGCUCUGGCCUUAGCUUUCCUCCAUGCCAUCUAUACAUUCAUCAUUCCUCUUCGCUAUAAUGUCAGACACAAACUCAUCUCGCUUGUGGUGGAUGAGAUGAAGAGGAACAAAACCACGCCGUUCUACUUCGAUAAUACAGAGGCAUGGGGCACAGACGCAUUCUUCGCGCUGGGGAUCCUGGGCUUCUUUCUUUAUGUCCUGCUAGGACUGACAUCCCUGCCCUCUGUGGGAGGCACUCUCAGCUGGAGAGAGUUCAGCUUCGUUCAGUCUAAGCUGGGCCACCUGACCCUGUGCAUCUGCACGGCACAUGGCUACCUGUACGGCUGGGACAGAUUUAUUCGUGUCUCCACCUACAAAUGGUACACUCCUCCGGGCUACAUGCUCUGUCUGAUUGUGCCCUCCGUGGUGCUGGUGCUGAAGGCGCUGAUUCUCCUCCCCUGUGUGGACCGAGCCCUGACCCGGAUUCGACAAGGCUGGGAGAGGACCCCGCCCGAGCCGGAGCUGGGUAUGAAUAAAGCCACCAACCUAUGA
Molecule: messenger RNA, 1416 nt
Organism: Chelmon rostratus (copperband butterflyfish)
Lineage: Eukaryota; Metazoa; Chordata; Actinopteri; Chaetodontiformes; Chaetodontidae
Product: metalloreductase STEAP4-like
Exons: 9
Coding region: 1-1416 (471 amino acids)
Biological process (GO): copper ion import
Cellular component (GO): plasma membrane; endosome
Molecular function (GO): ferric-chelate reductase (NADPH) activity; cupric reductase (NADH) activity
Source: RefSeq, a predicted model, not a curated record